Messenger RNA from Morone saxatilis (striped sea-bass), 3235 nucleotides. RefSeq names its product ADP-ribosylation factor-binding protein GGA1-like. Gene Ontology annotation, molecular function: ubiquitin binding; phosphatidylinositol binding; small GTPase binding. Gene Ontology annotation, biological process: intracellular protein transport; vesicle-mediated transport. Lineage: Eukaryota; Metazoa; Chordata; Actinopteri; Moronidae. The record is from RefSeq and is a predicted model, not a curated record. Gene Ontology annotation, cellular component: trans-Golgi network. The transcript has 17 exons. The coding region runs from base 21 to 2000 and encodes 659 amino acids.
GCCUCAUAAAUCUCGCAGUGAUGGCUGCGCCGCCCGACGCGGAGAGUUUGGAGUCUCGUAUCAACAGAGCCACAAACCCACUCAACAGAGACACAGACUGGAGCAGCAUCCAUGCCUUCUGUGACCAGCUCAACGAUGAUUUGGAGGGACCUCAGCUGGCCACCAGGCUCCUGGCCCACAAGAUCCAGUCUCCACAGGAGUGGGAGGCCAUGCAGGCCCUGCUGGUUCUGGAGACGUGUAUGAAGAACUGUGGGAAAAGGUUUCACAGUGAGGUGGGCAAGUUCCGUUUCCUCAAUGAACUCAUCAAAGUAGUUUCUCCAAAGUACCUGGGCUCACGGUCACCAGAGCCAGUAAAAAAGAAGGUUUUGGAGUUGAUCUAUAGCUGGACUUUGGGGUUACCUGAUGAGGCCAAGAUCUCAGACGCCUAUCAGAUGCUGAAGAAACAAGGUAUUAUUAAACAAGACCCAGAGCUGCCCCCUGACAAACUACUGAACCUUCCUCCACCCAGACCCAAGAAUGCUAUUUUUGAGGAUGAGGAGAAGUCAAAAAUGUUGUCUCGCCUGUUGAAUAGCUCGCACCCCGAGGACCUCAAAGCCGCCAACAAACUCAUCAAGGAAAUGGUCCAAGAGGAUCAGAAGCGAGCAGAGAAGGUGUCAAAACGAGUGAACGCCAUUCAGGAGGUGAAGGAAAGCGUCAGUCUGCUCACUCAGCUUCUGCAGGACUAUGACAGCACCGCCAGCAAUCAGAGCAACGCUGAACUCAUACAGGACCUGUACCAGCGCUGUGAGAAAAUGAGACCGACACUGUUCAGACUGGCAAGUGAUACAGAGGACAACGACGAGGCUCUGGCGGAGAUCCUGCAGGCCAACGACAGCCUGACUCACGUCAUCAACCUGUACAAACAGCAGGUGAAGGGGGAGAUUGUAAACGGCAACAACACAUUGAACACACAGAAACAAACAGGAGGAGGGACGGCACUGCUAGACCUGUCAGGAUUGGACACAUCACCACAGUCGCCUCCGUCCUUCCCAGAGUUUCCCACUCCGACAGACAGCCUCAACGCCCCCUCGCAAGAGAUGGGAAUCAGUCUCCUUGACGACGAGCUCAUGUCACUUGGUUUAAGUGAAGGAACACACACCUCCAACCCUCCCUCGCAGCCUGAGGACUCCACAGCCUGGGACUCCUUCCAGUCCUCUGACAGCAUAGACGCAGACAUCCCAGCAGCACCCAGCCGCCUCCUGAGUCCAGACCCACCCUCCCACUCUCAGCCCCUUUCGUCUGGCUCCACCCCUGGGAACUCUGCUCUGGACGAGCUGGACCUGCUGGGAAAGACGCUGCUGCAGCAGUCCCUGCCUCCAGAGGGCCUGCAGGUCAAAUGGGACAGACAACAGUCCAAACCGACUCUUAGAGAUCUCCAGAGCAAGUCUGGGUCCAACGUUGCCCCGAACCCCAUCCCAGCCUUCUCCGCCGAACCUCCUGCACCUCUCCCCAACUGUCAGCCGAGCCCUGGAGCGACGUUGCUGGACAUGUCCCCGACUCACACUGAGACUCCUCCUGCAGAAGUCACCCUGACAGAUGUUUUUGUACCGCUAGAAUCCAUUAAGCCCAGUAGUCUGUUACCGGUGACUGUGUUUGACGGACACAGCCUGCGGGUUCUCUUUCACUUUGCCCGCGACUCGCCUCCGGCUCGUCCUGAUGUGCUGGUGGUGAUCAUUUCCAUGCUGUCGUCGGCUCCUGCCCCCGUCACCAACAUCAACUUCCAGACCACGGCUCCAAAGUCUAUGGCAGUGAAGCUGCAGCCCCCAUCAGGAACCGAGCUCCCAGCUUUCAACCCCAUCCUUCCUCCUGCUGCUGUCACACAGAUCCUUCUGCUGGCAAACCCAAAAAAGGAGAAGGUACAGCUGCAGUACACAUUAACCUUCACCAUGGGCGAGGAGGAGCACAGUGAGAGCGGCGGUAUAGAACAGUUUCCUCCUCCGGACACGUGGGGGAACCUAUAGCAUUGAAACACAACUGCAACCUGACAGACUCUCUGCUCUCAGACUCGGCUUCCUUCCGAAAUCAACUCUCCAACUCAGCGCUCUGCAUACGCCCGUUUUCCUUUUGUAAUCACACUGUACUUUCUUUGAUUGGUAUUGAUUGUUUUCCAUAGAUUAUGCUCAUGCUCAGUCAGUGUAACGUGUGUAUGCUUGGCUUUAAAUGAGUCAUGUGUGUUUAGGUCUAGUCUGCUGUAUGUGGCUGCUUUAAAACAAACCUGCAGCUGCUUCCCGAAGCUGUUGCAGUCUUGUCAUCUUGUUUUUAACAGACAGUGCUACGAAGGAAGAAAACUAAAUCAAAUGUGUGCAUAUUUUUCUUAUUUGCUGUGCUUGACUCUUUCCUCCUUUUUUUUCCUCACCUAAGGCACAGUCAGUUUAAAUCCAUUAUCGGUUUACCUCCUCCUCUGCAUGCUCUGCCAACAUGAGACACAAUGCUUGCAAAAUCUAGCACACCAGUAGAGAAAGGACAGGCAUUACAUAGACGCAGCUCAUCUUAGUUUGCAAACAAAGCUAUCCUUAAUCAACUUCAUGUGGUGUCUAGUUUGUGAUGAGUGAAUGUCAUUUCUUUCGCAGUCCACUUUUUAAUUUGCACAGAAUAAUUUUUUUUAUAGUACUAUGUUCCUGUCUUUCUCCCAUCUUGUGUAAAGAACAAAAUUUACUGUAACAUCAGAGUUCUGUAUCUGCCAUAUGUGCCUAUUUUGCAGUUAUAACAUUUAAAUUUCAGUGGAUGGAUUUGUUUUUGUCAUCUGUUACGUCAGUCAUAUUAGGUCUGAGUUUGAGAUACAGAUCAUAACCUCCAACUCUUAAUAUAUUCAAAGCAUUUUCAGUAGGCUUUAAGUUCCAUUUGGAAUAAUCUUGUGUUUAGCUUGUGUUUUAAGUUAACAUUUCCGCGUUUAUUGGGUAGAACUGAACAUUAGAAACUUGAGCACAUGCAAACGGAGAUGCACCCAGGUGCUCUGAGCAGUGUCUGUCUCAAACACGUUCAACUCGUUUCUACAGUCUGCAAUGCAUGUCGGCCAUGCUGAACACCCCCUCCCCCCCACAGGCUCUCAAUCACAUUCCACUGCACUAAUCUCCAAUACGACUGCUUUGUAAAUACCAAUGAUGGCAGUUAUGUACAUUUGACUUGUGCAAUGUGCAAGAGCAUAACACUGGUAAAAUAUUCUAAUGGGUAAUAAAGGUUUUUUUUUUCUUGGUGA